UAAAAAAAGAAAAGUUUAUGUUGAAGAAACAAAUUAUUUGAGUAUUGAAAUUACAAUAGACAUGUAAAUGUGAAAACAAAGUAACUGAUUGUGAAAAUAGGAAACAGAAGCAAACAGUUACAUUGCUGUUGGAUUUCAUGGGGAGACUUUCUGCACAAGCUAGAGAAAGUGAACUAAGAGAUGGUCUCUCCUGUAGGUUCCUGGUAGAGGCAUGCAGCCAGUCUUGGUGGGAGUACCGCAGAUCUCGGCACAACAAUCCAGUGGCGGAGGUGCACGGUGCCCAGCCAACUCUUGCCCCUACUGUGGCCGAGAGUUUAUUAAGACGGGUGACCUCAAUCGUCACAUCCGUACCCACACUGGGGAGAAACCUUUCCAGUGCCCACACUGCCCAUACCGCUCCAGCAGAAAGUCCACACUUAGGAAUCAUGUCCUUGCCCAUCACAGUGGCUGACGAGGCUGCAUGGCGGGCCAGCAGUGUUGGGCGUUUUGGUUCGUCCUGGCCAAAGACAAGUCGUUUUACUUGUUGCUACUGCCAGAUGGAGUUCUACCAUAAGCAUGACUAUCUCAGACACCUCCGAACACACAC
This is a messenger RNA of Penaeus monodon (black tiger shrimp), 586 nucleotides long. Its product is annotated as protein krueppel-like. Gene Ontology annotation, biological process: regulation of transcription by RNA polymerase II. Gene Ontology annotation, molecular function: DNA-binding transcription factor activity; RNA polymerase II cis-regulatory region sequence-specific DNA binding. The record is from RefSeq and is a predicted model, not a curated record. Lineage: Eukaryota; Metazoa; Arthropoda; Malacostraca; Decapoda; Penaeidae.